Molecule: messenger RNA, 1881 nt
Organism: Aureobasidium musti
Lineage: Eukaryota; Fungi; Ascomycota; Dothideomycetes; Dothideales; Saccotheciaceae
Source: the annotation of a GenBank genome assembly
AUGCUAUCAAUAAUUUCUCUCUGUGCGCUCAUCGCUACAGCUCAGGCUGUCUCCUCGACCUUCGGUAGUGCGACAUACUCGAGACAUUUCGGUCGUGCGGGUUCAGAUCGAAGUUACGACUGUAAGUCUCGUCAAGCCUGCUUGUGUACACAGCUAAAAAAUUCAGAUGUCGUUGUUGGCGGCGGUACUGCUGGUCUUGCGAUGGCAACUCGUCUCGCUGAGAACGGAACAUACUCCGUAGCCGUUGUCGAGGCUGGCGGUUUCUAUGAGCUUGAAAACGGCAACCUCACGAUCGUACCCGGAUACUACUCUCAGAACCUGGGUCAUCCGUCGGUGGAUUGGGACUUCGAGACUGUUCCACAACUUGCUCUAAACAACCAGACUUUUGAUUAUGCUCGCGGCAAGACUCUGGGUGGAAGUUCUGCUCUGAACGUCAUGGCCUACCAUCGAGGCACAAGAGACUCAUACGGCGCUUGGGCAGACGCAGUCGAUGAUCAGUCUUACGCCUUCGACUCUUUCCUUCCCUUCUUCGAAAAGAGUGUCAACUACACAGCACCGAACCAGAACCUGCGCGCUGCAAACGCGAGCGUUCCUCCAGCCAAUGCAUCUGCUUUCUCGGGUGCCGAUGGUCCUCUUCAUGUAUCCUUCCCCAACUGGGCCACUCCAUUUGCAUCAUGGGGCCAGCUUGCCCUGCGAGAAAUCGGGGUACCUGACAUCUCGGAUUUCAGCAGUGGAGAGUUGAUCGGAUCUCAGUAUUGUCCAGCGACCAUUCGUCCGGAUGACGAGACACGCAGCACGAGCGAGGCAUCGUACCUACAGCAGUCACUGGCCCAGGAUGAAACACGCCUGGAAGUCUUUAUCCAUACCAUGGCCAAANAGGUCAUCUUUGAUUCCAACAAGACCGCAAAGGGAGUUGUUGUUGAAACAGCGGGUACUACCUACACCUUGAACGCCACUCGCGAAGUUAUCCUGUCUGCUGGCGCUUUCCAGUCUCCUCAACUUCUCAUGGUUUCUGGUGUCGGACCCAGAUCUACUCUGCAAAAACACAACAUCUCGAUGCUCGCUGAUAGACCUGGCAUUGGAUCUAACAUGUGGGAUCACGUCCUCUUCCCCGUCAUGUACCAAGUAGACCUAGAAACCCAAGAAGCCUUAACCAACUCCACAUUCGCCGAUGCCGCAGCAGCACAAUACAACAAAAACCAGACAGGCAUUCUCACAAAUGCAGGCGCCGAUUACCUGGGCUGGGAAAAGCUACCAGCAAAGAACUUUGCACAACUCAGCAACAAGACUCAGCAAGCAUUAUCUGCCUUCCCUGAGGACUGGCCAAAUCUUGAAUUCUUGUUGAGCAGUUUCCCUCCGGUGAUGAAGGGAGUUGAUAUUCAAAAGUCUUUGCAGUAUGCUGCUAUGCAGGUUGCAAUUAUUACACCUUUGUCUCGCGGCACUGUGUCUAUUUCUUCCAACGACACUGCAGACCCACCGCUCAUCAACCCAGGCUGGUUGAGCAACUCAAGCGAUGUCGAGCUCGCUGUCCAAGCCAUCAAGCGCGGCAGAGAUUUCUUCAACGCAAGCGCGAUCCAGCCUGUACUCGUUGGGCAAGAACUUUUGCCCGGCGCAAACAUCACCACCGAUGCCGAGAUCGAAGCUUAUGUGCACCAAUACGUUGCCACUGUAUGGCAUGCUUCCUGCACUUGUGCGAUGGGAAAGAUUGAUGAUCCCAUGGCUGUGCUGGAUUCCAAAGCUCGUGUUAUCGGAGUCAACUCGUUGCGUGUGGUGGAUGCUUCUUCUUUCCCAUUCCUGCCGCCUGGUCAUCCGCAAGCGACUGUGUAUGCACUUGCUGAGAAGAUUGCGGCGGAUGUAAUUGAAGACGCUUCUCAUAUGUGA